Messenger RNA from Dalotia coriaria, 552 nucleotides. Its product is annotated as cuticle protein 8-like. The coding region runs from base 1 to 552 and encodes 183 amino acids. NCBI's taxonomy places the organism in Eukaryota, Metazoa, Arthropoda, Insecta, Coleoptera, Staphylinidae. The record is from RefSeq and is a predicted model, not a curated record. The transcript has a single exon. Gene Ontology annotation, cellular component: extracellular matrix.
AUGUUUUUCAAAGUUUUGGUAUUUGCUUUGGUAGCUGUAGCUUCCGCUCAGCAUGGACAUCAAGCAACUUCUUAUGCUUCAUCCAACAGCUACAAUAAUCAUGUUUCCCAUGAUUAUCAUCAUGCUGCCCCAGCCCUUUUGAAGGUUGCUGCCCCAAUUGCAACUUAUCAUGCCCCAAUUGUACACCAUGCUCCAGUGGUCCACCAUGUUGCUCCAGUUGUUCAUCAUGUCGCUCCCGUGGUACAACAUGUUGCUCCAGUCUUGCUGAAGUCUGUCCACCAUGAGCCAGAACACUACGGACACCCUAAAUACCAAUUCAAAUAUGGUGUCCAUGAUACCCACACCCAUGACAUCAAGGAACAAGAGGAAUCUCGUGAUGGUGAUGUUGUCAAGGGUUACUACUCCCUUCUUCAACCUGAUGGCCGUACCCGCAUUGUCCACUACACUGCUGACAAGCACUCUGGUUUCCAGGCUCAAGUUGAAUACAAGGGACAUGCUGCUCACCCAGAAGUAGUGCACAAAGCUAUCUUGGCCCCAGUCUACCAUCAUUAA